UCAAUUAUUAGCAAUUUGUCAUAAUACAUUAUUCACUGUGUUUCUCUGCCUUUUUUACUUUAAAUCAGGAUGGAUCUACUUCAGUGGCCCCGGUUGUGUCUCUGCCUUUGGUUGCCCCUGGUUCCAGUCAAGUCUGGAUGCCAGAAAAGAUGAAGAAGACCCUUCCUGUACAAGAUCAGAAUUGGGUCUCAUCAGCAUUGUGGAGAAACCAGCGUCUUCGUGAGGACCUCAAACUGUGGUAUGAUCCCCCUACCCCAUCUCUGAUCUACCACCAGCUACCUACUCCAGAGCGCUUCUUCUGCCACCGUCUUCUGGUGUGGAUGCCCUACCAUCUGUGGAAGAUCAGAGUGUUCUGCCCCAAAUGUGGAGGACAUCUCACAGGAGGAGGUGUUCACAAGAGGGCACGUCAGGUAUUAGACAUUGACAGGAACUACCUGAUGAUAACAGAGACCCUCAGAUGCAGCAACACUGAAUGUAAGGCAACCUACACAUCAUCAGGCAACGCAAUAUUGGACCAGCUGGACCUCCCUCAUCGGUCAGAGUUCCGCAUCAUCCUGACACGCAAGUAUGCAUGUGACAUACGUGUGAUUCGGUUGAUGAGGGAAAGAACAUUGGGAAAUAGCACCACCCGUCUCGCCAAGCAACUGAAGGAAAACCACAGCGAAGAGUGGCUGCAGCGCCUGGCAAGGUACUUUGGCGAGUGUGCAGACUUCAUGGCUCGCCCAAGCCUCCUUCCUGUGGUCUGUCAGGAGCCACCAGAGCCUGUAGCUGUACCUACAAACAGGUGGCUCAUGACAGUGUAUGCUAAGGACAUCAUGAGCAGGAUGGACCACAUUAAAGCCAGAAUCACCUCUGUCUUUGGAAAUAUUCUGAAGAUGGACUCGACAAAGAAGAUCACCAGGAAGCUGUCAGGGGCAGCCAAGGGGACGGCACUCUGGGUGACUUCAGUCAGCAACGAAGUAGGUCAGGUCCUUAUCAGUGUACUGACUGCACAGGAAGGACCUGGCCUUGAUCUGAUGGUUGCAGAUCUCAUUCAGAGAUACAGCCAGGCAUGCAUGCCCCCCCCGACGGUCCUCUAUGUGGACACUGGCUGCUGCAUGGACGCAGGUGGGCAGACAAAACUCCAGCAAAGAUUUGGUGGAUGGCCAGACCUCAACAUCCGUCUGGACAUCUACCACUUCAUGCGACGGCUAGCAGCUGGUUGUACCACAGACGCCCAUCCACUCUACCCCAUUUUUAUGGCACGACUCUCUGUGUGCAUUUUUGAAUGGGAUCCACAGGAUGUCACCCUUCUGCGUCGGUCCAAGAGGCUGCACCUGCAGCAGGAGGGUGUGCCUGGCAUUACCGAUGCAAUGGUAGACAAAAGCAUCUCCAAGGAGGAGCUUGCUCUCCAUUGCAGAAGGAGGACCAGGGGAGAGGAGACCACCAUCAAUCUCAUCGAUCACCUUCUACAAGAGCUGAUGGGGGAAAAGGGAAAAGACCUGCUGGGUGUUCCACUCCUGGACAGGGUCAGAAUGGAGCAUAUCUGGCAUGUGCAAAAGAGACAUGUGAAGUGCAUCCAAGAUGUCCCAGGUGUGGCUCUAUACACUGAGACCGGCACUACCACCACCAAGGAGGGCCAAGUUUUAAAAAGGUACAGGUGUGCCAGAGGCUCAACAUCCCUGGAAUCCUUUCACCUGCACCUCAACAGGUUUAUCCCAGGCACACAGGCCAACAGCCUGAAUUUUCAGCUCUUCUUGCUGGAAGGACUGAACCGGUGGAACCAAGACAGGGCUGCACAGUCUCUUGCCAUCAAGCCAUCAGAUCUUUUCAGCUACUCUGGAGACCUUGUCCAAAGUGUCAACAUCAAUAGCUUGAAGGUGCUUCAUCGAAAGUAUGUUCCAUCUUUCCAACCCCCGCCCCAGUACACCGGAGAGCUCAUUGGUAUUGACUACCUGUAUAGGCAGACAGGUCAGCCCGUUCAGGACACCAACCCAGACUCUGAGGAGACAGAUGAGCUGUUGGAGGACCUGAACAUUGAGGAGGAGCUGGAAGAUGAAGGCUUUUGUGGUGAGGAUCUGGAUCUUACAGUUGGAAGCCUUGUGACCUCGGAGUCAUUCCCAGUCUUGCCUGCAGCUGCCACCUCCCAGCCUGCUGCCACUACUACCACUGCCUUCAUCCAGUCUGUAGCAGUCACUGCCUCCGCCUAUACCGCUCCUCUGCCUAGAGCCUCCCCUUCAUCCACCCAGGCUGUGUCAAGUUUUAUUACUGCCUCCUACCGUUCAGCAGCCGUCUCUGCAGCCACCUCAGCCUCUGCCGCCACAAAGCCUGCAGCCACCUCAGCCUCUGCCGCCACGAAGCCUGCAGCCGCCUCAGCCUCUGCCGCCACGGAGCCUGCAGCCACCUCAGCCUCUGCCGCUACGAAGCCUGCAGCCACCUCAGCCUCUUCCGCCAUGAAGCCUGCAGCCACCUCAGCCUCUGCCGCCACGAA
Notolabrus celidotus (New Zealand spotty) is the source of this 2470-nucleotide messenger RNA. RefSeq lists its product as uncharacterized. NCBI's taxonomy places the organism in Eukaryota, Metazoa, Chordata, Actinopteri, Labriformes, Labridae. The annotation marks the transcript as partial. The transcript is spliced from 5 exons. The record is from RefSeq and is a predicted model, not a curated record.